AAAGGCCGUUAACCAGCAUGUUCAUGCUUGAAUAUUUUCUUUCCCUUGUGAAAACUUGAAGAAAAGGCAGUCAUGAGUCUCAGCGCAAAAGACAAGUCCGUGGUGAAGGCUAUCUGGGCCAAAGUGUCCCCGAAGUCCGCCGAGAUUGGAGCUGAGGCUCUGGCCAGGAUGCUGACUGUAUACCCGCAGACCAAGACUUACUUUUCCCACUGGUCUGAUCUCAGUCCUGAAUCCCCUAAAGUGAGAGCCCAUGGUGCAACCAUCAUGGCGGCCGUUGGCGACGCUGUCGGAAAGAUGGAUGACCUUGCUGGUGGUCUCAUCAACCUCAGCGAGCUGCAUGCCUUCAAGCUCAGAGUGGAUCCUGCCAACUUCAGGAUCCUGGCCCACAACAUCAUCUUGGUUUUGGCCAUGCUCUUCCCCGCAGAUUUCACUGCUGAAGUCCAUGUCUCCGUUGACAAGUUCCUGCAGAACCUGGCUUUGGCUCUGUCCGAGAGAUACCGCUAAACUCCAGUGAUCCAGGAUUCAAUUCAAAUUUCAAUUCAAGUCUAGACCGAACUCCUUAUAAACAGGGGCAUCGACUGCAUACAAUGCGGCAUGUCGUCCACAACAACGCCAACAUCCCUUUUAACAUGGAAGGGCUUGCUGAAUAAAAUGAAUAAAAUGUA
This is a messenger RNA of Dicentrarchus labrax (European seabass), 665 nucleotides long. RefSeq names its product hemoglobin subunit alpha-A-like. The coding region runs from base 73 to 504 and encodes 143 amino acids. Gene Ontology annotation, biological process: hydrogen peroxide catabolic process; oxygen transport. Gene Ontology annotation, molecular function: peroxidase activity; organic acid binding; heme binding. Gene Ontology annotation, cellular component: haptoglobin-hemoglobin complex; blood microparticle; hemoglobin complex. Lineage: Eukaryota; Metazoa; Chordata; Actinopteri; Moronidae. The record is from RefSeq and is a predicted model, not a curated record. The transcript is spliced from 3 exons.